This is a messenger RNA of Humulus lupulus (European hop), 1554 nucleotides long. Its product is annotated as DNA replication complex GINS protein PSF2-like. Gene Ontology annotation, biological process: DNA replication; double-strand break repair via break-induced replication. The record is from RefSeq and is a predicted model, not a curated record. NCBI's taxonomy places the organism in Eukaryota, Viridiplantae, Streptophyta, Magnoliopsida, Rosales, Cannabaceae. The transcript has 5 exons. Gene Ontology annotation, cellular component: GINS complex; nucleus. The coding region runs from base 318 to 605 and encodes 95 amino acids.
AAUCUGAAAUUUUGUUAGGGCACUGAAUCUCUUUCUCUCUCUCUAUCAUAUACUCAGUCGCCUCUCUUGUCACUCAGCCAGCCACCCCUCAUCUCAUCUCAUCUCCUCCUUCCUCUCUGUUUCACUCUCCUCCCUCCCAGCCCAAACGAACGGAACAGACUGACCAGACCAGACUCGGCGACUCGGCGGCAGCACGGCCCAGCCGCACAACCACGACCCACGCACACGACUGCUUCAUGGACACGGAGCUCUGCCACACUGAUUCGUUUCAAAGCUUAUAGUCGAGGUUUAUUAAAAAUCAUAAACACUUGAUUGAGAUGGCUGGUCAAUCGAAUCCUCACCCUUCUCUCUUUUCUGCAGAGGAGAUUGAGUUCAUGGGCGAGGAUGAAAUGAUCGAGAUUGUGCCCAAUAUGAGAAUGGAACCUCUUACUUUAAUUUCAGGGGAUUACGGUCCAUUCUUUCCGCGGAUGGUUACCCAGGUACCCCUUUGGCUUGUAAUUGCUUUAAAGAAGAGAGGGAAAUGUGCAAUUCGACCUCCUUCAUGGAUGUCAAUUGAAAGCUUGACUCAGAUUUUGGAAUCAGAGCGGGAGUCUCAACCCUCUUGAAGACCUUGGUAUCCUUGAGCUGGCAAUAUUCCAUCACCAUCAUUAUCAUCAUCAUCAUCAUCAUCAUCAUCAUCAUCAUCAUAAUUAUCAUGUCUUUCAAUCUUUUCUUUAUCUUUAUCUCCUAAAGAUACACAGUUUUUGCUUAUUGGAUGAAAUUUUUUUUUUUGUAAAAACUUAAAGCAAGAGGUUUAUUAUUUUGUUUUGACCAGGUUUCUUUCAUGUGUUAAUUGGUGAAGGAUGAAAAUAUCUAAAGGAUGCGUUCCUCAUUGAUAAUUUAUUUGUGCAUCCUAUGGACAAUAAUCAUUUUUUAAUUUCAUAUUCCAAGUUAAACUGGCAAGAAGAAACACAACUUUGAUUUAUGGGCACAUUCAUAUUAUGCUUUAUAUUUGUUGCUAAAAUUGUGUCUAUAAAUACGUAAAUAUGUAAAUAGAUCAUUAAUAUGGAUAACGAGAAAAAUUUAGCAGAGAUGAUGAGGGAGUGGUUAGAGUAUAUUAAAUCUCGAGAUAACUAGUUGAAUUCUAAGAUUGUAGUUUAGUAGCUUUAUUUCUCUUAAAAGUAUCAUGUAGCAUGUGUCAUACAUUAUAAUUUUAUUCUUUCUUUUGUCUUAGGAGCAAGUGGUCAUGGUUGCUUGAUGCAGGCCAUGAAAUAUGAAUGCUGGAUUUUGGAUUGGACUUUGUUUUCUAUCUAUUCUUUUGAACUUGAUUUGUGUUGUUGUAGUCGACAAGACUUAGAUUUAAUUUGUGUUGUAAUGGACUAUGGACUUUGGACUUAAAGUUUAAACUUUAACCAUGUGUUGAGAUUUGUGGUUGUAGGCUUUUGGUUUUAAUUGUGUUGGCUUUUGGUUUUAAUUGUGUUAUGUCUUGGAUUGGACAAUAGACAUUGGAGUAUUGGACUUUUGAUGAUGUGUUGUGAUUUGAGGUUAUGUUAUGCUCUUAUGGACUUUUACUUA